AUGGCUUUUGUUCCUCUGACUGUCGCUGCUGUGGGGAUCAUCAGGAGUGCAGUCCGCAGAGGAAAGAGGAGUGGUAAGUCCACGCCCAAGACUAGCCCCACUGAGGAGAAGGACACGCAGGGAGACGGGAAGGCUGACGGGAAGGGAGGCGGCAACACCACGUCCCCGAAUAGCCCUGCUCCGUGCUCGGAUGGGGACGUCUGUGUCGGCAGUGAGGGCCACAUGACCGUAACAGUUGCCAUGCCGCGUGAUGAAACUUCCAAGUCCACGCCCCAAGCAAACGGCGUCAUACAUACGAGUGAUGACGACCACACCAGCGGCGAGAUCAACCCCAUCCUGUAUCUGAACGGACACGCACCCCACGUGCAGGCCAACGGCCACACGCAGAGAAACGGCUACGCACAGGCGGACGGGCACGCGCAUUUGCAUGCAGAGGGAGACGCUAAUUCCGAUACACAGCCAAGCAAAAGCAAGCGAAGCAGGCGAUCGGGCAGAAAGAAACAUACAAACAAAGAUGCCGAUGGCCCGACCGAGCAGGAUAAAACCAAACACAGUCAGAGAAGACCUCAUCACGACCAUGAGCACGAAAACAAAGUUAGGCGGGGACCCCCACCACCACCGUCCCACGAAACGCAUGUCAAUGCUGCAGAGCACAAUGCGACGGGGCACUCGCCACACUCGACUAGGAAAGGGGACAAGCGCAACUUCGUGGCAAAGUGGAUAGAGGAUGUAAACUACAACAAGCACGAUGGCCCCCCUCCGCCUAGGUUUGUUAGGUCGGACAGCCCGAAGCACAAGGUGAAAAUGUCGGCCAGCCCGGAACCAAUACGUAGGCCUCAGACCUUAAAGGUGCGCAAAUCCGACUCCUCUCUUUCCUCUAGUGGACAAAGUGGCCUCAAAACUAUCAGGCCCAAAGAAAAGCCCAACCCGUUCGCUAGGUAAGCGCUUAAGUGAGACAAAGGAUGGGGAGCUGGGAAGAGGGCGCGACCCAUGGACAAGAGACCGACUGUGGAUCACAGUUAUUUCUGAAUGACAGGUGUCUGUCAUCACAAGGGACAUGGAGGGAAAUGGUAAGGCUCACGGUCAGUCCUGAACAAACUCGACAGGUGAUCACUGGACUUGAAAUCUGAAUUCAUUGCUUGGUUUCUAUGAUUAUGAAUUAUGAACUGAUGGUUAUGGUACUUCAGGAGGAACCGUACAUACGGUACUACAACAUGCCCGGAACUGUCCGGUUUAAUGUGGGGAGGGUAUUGUGAAGUGUGGCACGUCUGUGGCCACCGCUGACGUGUUCUACUGCUCUGUCCUUCGCUUCCGUGUGAACAGUGGUAGAACAGUGUCUAUCGCACGUACGGCACCCAGCUAUCAUCUGUGUGCGGCAGUAUGGCACUGUCACUGCUAUACUAUUGACAGAAGCCAAUAUUGAUACAUGAGAAUGAAUAAGAAUAGAUCACAUAAGUAGUUUCGGCUGUUUUUGAUACCCAAGAUGGCUACGGUAAGUGCUGAACACACACUGUGUUUUCGUGUCAAAACUGAGAAAUUGCGAGACUUUGUGGCGAACGCGAGACUCGAAUAGCACGACAAGCAUUGGCGGACAAUGCUUUAAAACUGAUAAUGUCUGUCACAGACGGAAAGCAACCUGGGAGAAACGUGUAUCUUCUGUGGUAGGUCGGUGUACUAUACAGCGGUGCAUGACCUAACGGUAAAUCGUUCCAGAUCGACAAUAAGAUUAACAGGCUCAAUUCUGUAUAUCAGCAAAGCUUCACGAAGGUGACCAUGUAUCUGCUUGGCAUGCAUAGUAAAACUUAUGCUCUAGACUCCAGAUCAGAUGAGCCUGUGGACAUGUGCACCGGCCGUUACGUUGUAAGUCCGUGCCCUGGCCGUCCUUCUUGGUUGCUUGCCUUCAUUUCAGGCCACACCAAGUAAUUUUUA
This is a messenger RNA of Branchiostoma belcheri (Belcher's lancelet), 1929 nucleotides long. RefSeq lists its product as uncharacterized. The record is from RefSeq and is a predicted model, not a curated record. The coding region runs from base 1 to 942 and encodes 313 amino acids. Lineage: Eukaryota; Metazoa; Chordata; Leptocardii; Amphioxiformes; Branchiostomatidae. The transcript has 5 exons.